ACCUUGUUCUGGCCUCAGCUGCUCCACAGAGCGUCCGGCAAAGCGAGUCACGCCGGGAAGCGCACACAACUGAUCGGCUGGAGAUGUGAUCCAACACGCUGGGAAAAAAAAGCUCCGAUGAAAAGGUCACAUGUUGGAUUAGAAAGCCUUCACUUAAACCUCAUAGUGUGGCCACACCGAAGAUAGUGACAGAAAAGUGCUGUGUGGGAGCAGUGUAACCGGUGGUGUUGAGGUAAGGGAGGAACAUGCGGUUGUGUAGCCUCUCGUUACGCCUCGCAGCCAGGCACCGAGGCUGGUGAUGCCCGCCGCCGUGCGGUGAUCACCGGCGGUCGGUAGCAGCAGCAACAGCGGGAAGAGAAAGCGCAAGAGGGCGGCAAAACAGGGCGGUCGAGGACAAUGAUGAUGAGUUUGAGAUCGAGAUUAUGGCAAACGGAACCGGUACUAUAAUGCUAAAAUGUGUCGUGGUCGGAGACGGUGCAGUGGGCAAAACGUGUCUUCUAAUGAGCUAUGCCAAUGACGCCUUUCCUGAGGAGUACGUCCCAACGGUGUUUGAUCAUUAUGCAGUGAGUGUUAAUGUUGGAGGAAAGCAGUACUUGUUGGGACUGUACGACACUGCCGGUCAGGAGGACUAUGACCGACUCAGGCCACUUUCCUACCCGAUGACCGAUGUUUUCCUCAUCUGCUUCUCGGUCGUUAACCCUGCCAGUUUCCAGAACGUGCGUGAAGAAUGGGUGCCUGAGUUGCAGGAGUAUGCACCUAAUGUCCCCUACUUGCUCAUUGGCACUCAGACUGACCUACGUGAUGACCCAAAGACCAUUGCCAAACUGAAUGAUAUGAAGGAGAAACCGAUAGUGACUGAGCAAGGCCUGAAACUGGCUAAGGAGAUUGGCGCAUGUUGCUACGUGGAGUGUUCAGCACUUACCCAAAAAGGCCUUAAGACGGUGUUUGAUGAGGCCAUCAUCGCCAUUUUGGCUCCCAAGAGAAAGAAAGGAGCUCUGAAAAGAAGACUGCGACCCCGUUGCAUGAACUGCUGUCUAAUCACAUGAUACAAAGAUGUCCCUAUUCAGCAGCAGACCACACAUGUCCCGGACUUGCAAAAACUCACGAUAGUUGAGAUAAAGAAAACAUACAAUGACUGAGUUUUGAAACUGCGACACACUCCAAAGGCUUUGACUUUCUUUUGCUGCCCAACAUGUGAAGAGGCGAUUACAAGGAGCACAAACACAAAGAAAAAAAACUCUUCUCCUAAUUCAGGUGAUUUAAAUAUAAAUAAAUCCAUUCAAUCAAAGGUUUAAGAGAACAUGUUUGCAUUAUGAAAAGGGAGCUUGAUUUGUAAAAUGUUUUUAAAAACACGAAUGUUGACCUAUGACGCCAUCUCGAGGGAGACGUCAUUCAGAGCAAAAAGUAGUACGUGCCCCUUUUUGGGCAUGAAAGCCAGGUUGUUGUCUUUUUUUUUUCUGCCACCCAACUUGUCUUCAAUUAAUCGUCAUUUGACAAACUGUAGUUCAAACCGUGCUUUGUAUAGGGAUUACUAAAUGAGAAAUGGAAAUGUAUCACCAAAAUAUUUUGGACCGAGAGAUAUUUUUUCAUAUUGUCAUGCAAUCGUAUGUUGUACUUUUAUCGCUUUUUAAGUGUGAGAGGAAACGCAGUCCAUCUUUGGACUAUUCACAUCCAGAAUAACUCAAAGAAACAAAUGCAGUCAUCAAAAGCGGGUUGCAAAAAUGACCUUUGCGCUUUAUAGGAAAGGGUCAACCGAUGAAGCACAUUCCUCUGCUUAUAAGCCUUGUCCAUCUUCCGGCACGGGGACUCACUGAGAAUGCACAAACUCGCAGGCACAGCUUGAGCAGUUUAUCAUUAUACAAAUUUGUAAUCCUAAAUCAAAGUCUAGAAUGCUGUUGCUCUGCAUUGGAUGGAAAUGUUUGCGUACAAUACAGGGUCAAAUGUGAAGCUUGUGAGUAAGAACAUUUGUCAGAAAAACAAGAUGGAACAACGGUAUUUGCAACGACAUUAGUUGCGUCUAUACGUUUAUGAAGUACUGUAUCCGAUAACUUAAUCUGGAGUAGUUUUUUUAAAAGGCUGACUAGAAAGCAGCGCUUUUGUUUUUGCUCUCAUUUUUCAGAAAUCAAACUCAACUAAUCUGUCAUUUUCCAUGUGCACAAAAGGCAAUUUCUCCCCAAUGUUGUUUACUUUUUUAUCUGUCAAUCAGUAUCUGGUGUAACAUCCAUUUGCCUCAUUCACAGUGCCUCUCCUUCACAUUGACAUGAGCUGAUCAGGUUGAUUGUGGGGCCUGCGGAAUGUUGGUCCACUCCUCUCCAAUGGUUGCUUUGGCCCAAAAUGGCAGGAACUAGAUACCACUGUCCGGGGCACCCCAAAAACAUACUCAAUGACGUGAUUGUUUUGGACGAAUGGCAAAAUUGCAUUAGAUGUCUUGAGGCAAUUCUGAAAGAAUUGAAUUAGUCUGUCUCAUUAAGAUAUAGAAAGGCUAGGUUUUAAAUAUUGAUCCAUCCAUCCGUUUUCUGAUGCGUUUAUCCUAGCAAGCGUCGCAGAGCGUGCUGGAGCCGAUCCCAGGUGUCUUCAGGCAGUAGGCGGGGGACACCCAGAACCGGUUGCCAGCCAAUCGCAUGGCACACAUGGACAAACAACCAUUCACACUCACAUUCACACUUGGGGACGAUUUAGUGGUCAAUCAGCCUGCCAUGCAUGUUUUUGGAAUGAGGAAGGAAACCGGAGUACCCGGAGAAAACCCACGGGGAGAACAUGCAAACUCCACACAAGAAGGCCGGAGCCGUAAUCAAACUCUGCACCUUUGCACUGUGAAGCCGACGCGCUAACCGGUCAUCUACCAGCCCACGCUUUCUAAUAUCCUUCCUCAAAUCAUGUCGUUGUACUUCAUUUACAUGCCAUGACUAUUACACAUUGCCAAUAAAUGAAGUAUAUUGUUAUAUAACAUUGACCCAAGUGAACAGUAGAAUCAGAUUUUAUUCUCAGAAGCAUUUAUUUCUAUGAAGUUUGGGUGUGUCUGAUGAAUCAGAGUGAAAUGCUCAAAGAAUGAGAUCACUGCAGCCAAAAUGAGUUGAAAUGCUUAUGGGUGGCUGGUUUGGUGUUGCUUUUAAAUUCUGCUGCAACAGAAACCCAGAGAGGCAAAUUUAUUCCGUUUGAUGCUGGGGUGAAGACGUGAAGACAGAAAAAUCACACUUCAAAACCUCUGUGGGUAAAAAUUAAUGGAUGAUGGACUUUUAUGAGCCUACGCCUCCUUUGAAUAAAAAUAAAAUCAAACAAAAGGCUUUCAUAUAAAAUGACAUAUUAACCUGCUUUAUUGCGGACUCACCCUUUUCUAAAGCAAAUAUAAGAAUGAUGACAUUUCAAAAUAACUGGCACAACUCAAGAUUGGUGGACAAUGAAACAUUUUCAAUCUUUUUUCCUACGAUAAAACAUGUCAUGUGAUUGAAGUGACUGCAUGUUUUUUUGUUUUUGUUUAUUUUUCCUGAAAUGCCCGACCGGGGCUCAAAUACAUUUGGACAUUUGACCGUCUCGCUGCAGCCUGUUUUCUUGUUAGUUCGAGACAGCUAAAAGGCCAAGUGAUAAAAAUCUGGAGUCUUAGUUCAAAGAAGACAAAAGAGAAAACUGUCAAUUGAAUCCAACAUGUAUUCAUUCAUUAAUUUGUCAUUUUAAUUACCGGUAUGUCAUAUUAAACUAUAUUUAAGAUUGAUAUGUUGUAUCAUGUCAGGCUAAACAGGGCCAGUGGGCACUAUGCUGGCAUUUUAAAAUGUACUUUUCCUGCAAGCCAAAUGUUCCCCAAAACGGCCUAUGUUUUGUUUUGCUCAUUUGCUGUUGACUUUUUGUAUCUUUUGAAAAAUGCCAACUGUUGCUGAACUGCUGUUGUUCUGUUCCAAAUCUGAUACAAUGGCUGAGUGCUACCUUAUUUUCAACCGCAGCCUGCACGACUGCAUUUGUCUUGGAGUCACAUGGCGUUUCGCAGGUCAAACAACAUUUUGCUGGUGGAGAGUCCGCCCCCACACCUUCAACUCGACGAGAGCUGCAACCACAAGUGCAUUGAUGCUCCUGGAAACUCAAUUUACUGUGUUUAUUGUGCAAAAGUCAUAUGUUAUAAGUUUACUUUUGAGUUCAAGUUUAUGCAGCACUGUUCGUGCCUGACAAGAGAGGUGACUUGUUUUGAAUCAGAGGUCAUUAACUUGGAUUUAGACAUGA
Hippocampus zosterae (dwarf seahorse) is the source of this 4209-nucleotide messenger RNA. Its product is annotated as rho-related GTP-binding protein RhoQ. Bases 423 to 1046 code for a protein of 207 amino acids. The transcript has 5 exons. Gene Ontology annotation, molecular function: GTP binding; GTPase activity. Gene Ontology annotation, biological process: cortical actin cytoskeleton organization; small GTPase-mediated signal transduction. Lineage: Eukaryota; Metazoa; Chordata; Actinopteri; Syngnathiformes; Syngnathidae. The record is from RefSeq and is a predicted model, not a curated record.